Molecule: messenger RNA, 369 nt
Organism: Rotaria socialis
Lineage: Eukaryota; Metazoa; Rotifera; Eurotatoria; Philodinida; Philodinidae
Source: the annotation of a GenBank genome assembly
AUGGAUAAACAUAUAAGAAAUGUAUUCAAUUUCGAAUCGAAUGUUCAUAAUGUAACAACAUUAGAUAUAUUCAAAGUAUUUCGCAAUAUUAAUGCUUUUACUGCAGUAUUACAAGAUUAUGCUUCUCAACAUAAACUUACUGAUAUAGAACAAUAUUAUUUUGAUGUUGAAACUGAUCCGCGACGCAAAUUUCUCUACCAAAUCAUAUUAAUUACUAAACCAAUAUUUGAUAAUCUUCAUUGUGAAAGACGUUUACUACCUGAAAUUACUGAUCAUAUUAUUGAUUUAUAUGAAACAAUGGAUUCGAAAUCAUCACGAUUUUUUAAUAAAGGUUUACUCGAUAAAUUCAUAUCAAAUCUUGAUUUUUAA